UCUUAUUCCGUCAAGUGCUUCGCUUAUCUUCGAUUGAAGUUUAUGGAUUUUACGCGCACGUUUGUGAUGAAUUCUUCAUAAUCCUUUGCUUUUUAGGAUUAUAUUUUCGAUAUUUUUCUGAAUUAUGAAGUGUUUUUAGUUUUUACAAAUAGUGAUGGGAAAGGGUAACGACAAUCCUACGAGCGGCGAUGUGGACCUUACGUCCGAUGGAAUUGAUGUGGACACACGACUGAAAGCAAUCAACAGGGAACUGGAUGAAAUCGAUUUCGAAUUAAACCGGCUGAACGCAAGGCGUAAAAAGCUGCUGGAUCUAAAGGAAAGGUUUCGCAUUCAGAAACAACAGGAACAAUCCAAUAUUAUCGCCAAGAACGACUGGGAAGCGGAAAAUUUCGACUGGUCCGCCGAAGUUCGCCGUGUGCUGAAGGAUGUGUUCGGGAUGGAACAGUUCCGGGCGCAGCAACUGGCAACCAUCAACGCACUGCUGUCGAAGCAAAAUGUGUUACUUUUGGCUCCGACCGGAGGUGGCAAAAGCUUGUGCUACCAGCUGCCUGCCGUCGUGUGCAAGGGCAUCACACUUGUCGUGUCGCCGUUGAUUUCCCUGAUGGAGGAUCAGGUUUGGGCGCUGAAGAAGUUAGGAAUCAAGGCGGAAUACUUAUGUUCAACAUCGGACAAAGAGUUGGUCAACUCGGUGCAGAAAGCUUUGCGGAACGGGGAUGAUGCUGACUUGAAGCUUCUGUUCGUUACUCCGGAACGUAUCAACAGAAGUUCACGCUUUAAAACCGCAUUGCAGAAGUGUUACAAUGCCAAGAAGCUGGCACAUAUCGCAAUUGAUGAAGUACACUGUUGCUCACAGUGGGGUCACGAUUUUCGGACAGACUACAAAGAAUUGGGCAUCUUCAAAGCCCUUUUCCCGGAUGUACCCAUUUUGGGAGUUACAGCGACGGCCACAACGAAAGUCAUAUCCGAUGUGCAAAAAAUGCUCCAAUUGAGCGAUUGUCUGACCCUCAGUGCGCCAUUCAACCGGCCAAAUUUGUAUUAUCAUGUUUUGGAGAAGCCAAACGACAAAGAGGAAAUGUACGAUUUAUUGGCGGAUCUGCUGAAACGGAAGUAUCACCGUAUGAGUGGUAUUAUUUACACAUUUACGGUCAAAGAAACUACGGAAAUUUCGACCGAACUGUUGCAGCGGGAGGUGAAAGUUUUGCCUUACCAUGGCCAAAAUAUGGAUCCCAAGCAACGAAGUAAAACUCACCAGAAGUGGAUCGAUAACGAGAUCCAGGCGGUAGUUGCAACAACCGCAUUUGGGAUGGGCAUCGAUAAACCGGACGUUCGAUUCGUGAUUCAUCACACCAUGAGUAAAACCAUGGAAAAUUUUUACCAGGAGAGUGGCAGGGCUGGACGGGAUGGAAAGCGAGCAGAUUGCAUUCUACUGUAUAGGUUUCUGGAUAUGUUUCGCAUUUCAACACUCUCGUUUUCUGAGUAUGGCGGACUUGAUAAUUUGUACUCCAUGGUCAAAUAUUGCAUCAAUGGGAAAGAUUGUCGUCGGGCGCUCAUAUCACGACACUUUGCGGAAGUCUGGGACGAUACACACUGUGAUAAGCUUUGUGACAGAUGCUUUUUCAGGGAUAAGGUACAGCUGCCAGAACAGACCAUAACCAACCACUACGAAACGUUGGUGUCCAUAAUUCGACGUGCGGAAACGUUGCAAACCAAAUUGACCGCUCUGAAGUUAGUAGACGCUUGGUACCACAAAGGAAGUCCUAAGAAUCGCCUGGAAACCCCACCUCCUUUGCUUGACCGAUUUAUUGGCGAGCAGAUUGUGGCCUUCCUGAUCACCAGUGGAUAUCUCAAGGAAGACUUCCAGAUCACUCCGUAUUCGACCCUCAGCUACAUAGUUAAAGGGACGAACGUGCCUAGCCACGAAGGCAUACGCUUCCAAGGAGCGAGAGUGCUCCGAAUUCCGAAGGAUUCGCUUAAAUCGAUUAUGAAAAAUGAUUCCAUCUGCUCAAAACCAACUGAUGACGUUGAACUUGUGUCAGUCUCAUCGAAUCUCAGCCUAGUUAACAAUUUUGGCAGGACUAGCACCCCGAAGCGAAAAGUCACAGAUAUCAGCGACCGAGAGGAGACCUGCUCCAUAAGAAGUCAAGCUAGUGAAACUAGUCUUAAUGGUUCACUUAGUAGCGGAACAGGAAACAAAAGGCGAAAAAACAACUCACUAUCCAAUAGUUUAAGCGAAUUCAACAAUUCAAGGUGCUCGAAGUACGAACAAACGCUUACUGCUAAGAAAGAGAUCAACGAAGAUGACGAGGACGUUCUCUUUGUUCCAAACGACGAUGAAGUCAUUGAAAUUUCGUAGAUACGGAUCGACCUUUUUUGUGGUUUAUUAAAACUGGUUUUUUACUGCAUUACAUGGCCA
This is a messenger RNA of Armigeres subalbatus, 2413 nucleotides long. RefSeq names its product ATP-dependent DNA helicase Q1-like. The record is from RefSeq and is a predicted model, not a curated record. The transcript is spliced from 3 exons. Gene Ontology annotation, biological process: double-strand break repair via homologous recombination. Bases 155 to 2353 code for a protein of 732 amino acids. Gene Ontology annotation, molecular function: nucleic acid binding; four-way junction helicase activity; ATP binding. Lineage: Eukaryota; Metazoa; Arthropoda; Insecta; Diptera; Culicidae. Gene Ontology annotation, cellular component: cytoplasm; chromosome.